This is a messenger RNA of Drosophila busckii, 1834 nucleotides long. It is a transcript of the gene Lamp1, whose product is annotated as lysosome-associated membrane glycoprotein 1. Lineage: Eukaryota; Metazoa; Arthropoda; Insecta; Diptera; Drosophilidae. The coding region runs from base 139 to 1119 and encodes 326 amino acids. The transcript has 4 exons. Gene Ontology annotation, cellular component: membrane. The record is from RefSeq and is a predicted model, not a curated record.
AGCAGCUGCUGUCGAGUAAUUAAUAGCUGUUCAAAAACUAAAUAAAUUAAACGAAAAAAGGAAACGCAAUAAGUUUAACAAUUACACAUAAAUAAAAGUGCAAGUCGGGACAUAAGAAAACAAAUUAAUACAAUCAAUAUGCUGGAGAGUAAAUUUAUAAUAUGUACGACUUUGGUGCUGCUAGUAAGCAGCACAGCUCUAUCGCAGACCUUAUUAAGUCUAUCAAAAGCUGAUUUUCCAAAGUCCAAUGUAACUGCGGAGCAGCCGCCUGCGUCGUCGUCGUCGUCCUCUUCCUCUACUUCAACUACAACAACAACUUCGACUACAACUACACCAAAGCCCACAAGCAGCAGCAGCAGCAGCUCCACUUCAACCACCAGCACCACCACCACCACAACUACUCCUGCUCCAGUGACCAGCACCACUCCAGCACCAGUGCCCACCACUACACAUGCACCACAGCCAUAUCCACAGCCCAAGGUGGGCAACUGGAACUGCUCUUGCAUUGCGGUUAGCAUGGCCGCCCAGCUGAAAUUUACCUAUGAGACCAACUCUGGCAAGCAGUCUCAUGGCUUGAUGAAUCUGCCCGCCAAUGCUACCAUGGACCAUGGCUAUUGCGAUAGUCAGACCAGUCAGUCCAUGCAGCUUAACUGGGGACCCAGUGCCAUGCCCCAAAUAAUGGUCUUGCAGUUUGACAGCAAGAACAAAUCGGUGGCCCUCACCAUGGUUAAGGUUGUGCUGAAUGUCUUCACCGAUGACUAUCCGGAUGCCAAGGAGAACCAAACCGUGCAGCUCAUACACAAGAGCCAGAAUACGGACUUUUUGACCCCGGAGAAGAUGUCGUACCAUUGCACACGCGUCCAGAGCUUCAACAUGUCGGAGCUGAUCAAUGGCAGCGAGUUCAACGGCAUCCUUAUGGUUAGCCACGUCCAGGCCGAGGCUUUCCGCGGUGCCAAUGCCACCGGCUACUCCAUCGUUCACGACUGCGACAGCUCGGAGACUUCGGAUGUUGUGCCCAUUGCUGUGGGCAUUGCCCUGGCCGCCUUGAUUGUUGUUGUGCUCAUCUCGUAUCUCUGCGCUCGUCGUCGCUCCACCUCACGUGGCUACAUGAGCUUCUAAACUAUGAAACGCUUAUUAGAGAGCGCGAGCGAAGGCAGCAGGCGAGGGUUUUUUUUAGCAAAUAGUGCGUUAUCAUCAGUUGAGAGAGCUGUAAGAUUGAUUUUGUAAUUGGCAAGCAGUUUGUGUAUAAAUUAGACAUUUGUUGUUUAUCUAAAAUAACUCGUAGCGAACCUCAGUUUAUUUCCUGUUCCUGUUUUUUUGUUCUGUUUUCGUCCAAAUUAAAUAACGCGCUAGAGUAGGGAAACGAAUGUUUAAUCGAGGAAGCGACGGCAGGCAGCGUGACGAAGAUUAUAUCAAAAAAAAAAAAUUAUUUAUCUAACUGAAUUAUUUACUUGUCUAUGGAACAGAAUAUUUUACCUUAUAUACACACACACACAGACAAACGUAAAUAUUUUCAACAAAAUCAAAUCAUUUAUGCAUAUUUAAAAUAAUAGUACACACACACCCACACAUACACACAUAUUUAAUCAAGAAAUUGUGGAAAAUUUUUAAAGAGCGUGGCAAAAGGUGAAACGGCGUAAAAACAAUAUUUGAUGCAAGCAAAAAAAAUAGUAAUUAACAAACAACAACAACAAUCGUCAUAAAGACACGAGGACAGACAGAGUUUAAUUUUAGACAAAUAUGUGAAAAAAUUUUAAAUUGUAAACCGUUUAAACAAACAACAAAAAUUAUGUAUUAUUUGCCUUCAAUGUGUAAUAAACGAUAAUAAACCGAA